AAAUACCUUGGGCACAGGACUUCAGCCCCAAUCCGGCCAUCCUCCUUUCCCCUAACAUUUUAAGAAUUUAAAGAUGUUGAGAAAUACGGACAAAAGCCAAGGAGAGGAGGCUUCCGUCCACAGCCAUGCAUCGAGGUAACAAAUGAAACAGCCUGAAGCCUUGUUGCUACAAAGCCAUAGAAGUGGGUCUGAAACAUACUCAGAAGUCAAGUUGGUGUCUAGGCACAGAUAUCCUCUACCUCUUGAGCAGCAGAGUCAAAACGGGAACCCCCAUCCGGGUGUUUUAGGGGACUCCCCCAGACUGUUUUGGAGUUGUCACUCGGCAUCUGAAGAGGGCUCAGCUUCUGACUCGGGGAGCCAGUCAGACAGUGAGCAAGGCAGUGAUCAUGGAAGUGAAUCCAACAGCAGCUCCGAGUCUUCAGAAAGUCAGUCCGAAUCAGAGAGCGGGUCCACAGCAUCCAAGUCUCAGCGGACCCCUCCGGAAGCUAAGGAGAAACCAGCAUCCAAGAAAGAAAGGAUAGCUGACGUCAAAAAAAUGUGGGAAGAAUAUCCCGAUGUUUACGGGGUGAGACGAUCCAAUCGUAGCAGACAGGAGCCUUCGCGUUUUACUAUAAACGACGAGGGGCAUAGCGAGUCUGAAAAUGAGAGUCCCAAAAGAAGAGGGCCAAGGCAAGUGAAAAAAAUAGGUAAAUGGAAAAGGGAGGGAUCUGAGGAUGAUGAUGAUGAAGAAGAUGAUGAAGAUCAAGGCUCCAGUGGAGAGAGCGAACAAGAAGUGAAGAAAGUGAAAUCCAGGAGACUUUGUUCAAGAAGAACAGCGAGCAAAUCCCUCCCAAAAAGGAGCAGCAAACCCCAGCGUGCAAACAGGCGGAGGAAAACCGAAUCAUCAGAGGAAGAUGAUGAUGAUGAAGAAGAUGAGGCUCCCAAAAGACAAACUAAGCGCCGAGCAGCCAAAAAUGUCAGUUACAAGGAAGACGAUGACUUUGAGACCGAUUCCGAUGACUUGAUUGAGAUGACAGGAGAAGGAGCAGAGGAGCAGCAGAGUAACAGCGAAACCAUUGAGAAAGUGCUGGAGAAGAGAAUGGGCAAGAAAGGAGCCACUGGGGCCUCCACCACGGUCUACUCAACAGAAGCCAACGGUGAUCCCUGUGCCGAUUUUGACCCAGAAAAGGAGGAAGGGGAGGUGCAGUACUUAAUUAAAUGGAAAGGUUGGUCGUAUAUCCACAGCACGUGGGAAAGUGAGGAAUCCUUGCAGCAGCAGAAAGUGAAAGGUCUCAAGAAGCUGGAGAACUUCAAGAAGAAAGAGGAAGAAAUCAACAGUUGGUUGGAAAAAGUCACUCCAGAAGACAUCGAGUAUUACAACUGCCAACAGGAGCUGGCGGCUGAAUUGAACAAGCAGUACCAGAUUGUGGAAAGAGUGAUUGCGGUGAAAACAAACAAAUCGCCAACUCCUGGAACUGAAUUUCCAGCUCACAACCGCAAGUCCUGCUCCAAUGAGCCAGAAUACCUUUGCAAGUGGAUGGGGCUUCCUUACGCAGAGUGUAGUUGGGAAGACGAAGCUCUGAUCAGCAAAAAAUUCCAGCACUGUAUCGAUAGCUUCAACAGUAGGAACAACUCCAAAGCCAUGCCGACUCGGGACUGCAAGGUGCUGAAGCAAAGACCUCGCUUUGUGGCCUUGAAAAAGCAACCCUCCUACAUUGGUGGAGACAAUCUGGAGCUCCGGGACUAUCAGCUGGAAGGCCUAAAUUGGUUGGCUCACUCCUGGUGCAAGAACAACAGUGUCAUCUUGGCAGACGAGAUGGGCUUGGGCAAGACCAUCCAGACCAUUUCUUUCCUCUGCUGCCUCUUCUAUCAGCACCAGCUCUAUGGUCCUUCCAUGAUUGUGGUGCCCUUGUCAACCCUAACCUCAUGGCAGAGGGAAUUUGAAAUCUGGGCCCCGGAGAUCAACGUGGUUGUCUACAUUGGAGAUCAGAUGAGCAGGAACACUAUCCGUGAGUACGAGUGGAUCCACUCUCAGACCAAACGGCUGAAGUUCAACGUGCUGAUCACAACGUACGAGAUACUCUUGAAAGACAAGACAGUUCUCGGAAGCAUCAACUGGGCGUUCCUAGGGGUGGAUGAAGCCCAUCGCUUGAAGAACGAUGAUUCUUUGCUCUACAAGACACUGAUUGACUUCAAGUCUAACCAGCGCCUGCUCAUCACUGGGACACCCCUUCAGAAUUCCCUCAGAGAGCUAUGGUCUCUGCUCCAUUUUAUCAUGCCAGAGAAGUUUGAAUCCUGGGAAGACUUUGAAGAGGACCAUGGCAAAGGACGCGAGAAUGGGUACCAGGGUCUGCAUAAAGUCCUGGAACCGUUUCUCCUGCGCAGGGUGAAGAAAGACGUGGAGAAAUCCCUCCCCGCCAAAGUGGAGCAGAUCCUGCGGGUGGAGAUGUCUGCCCUCCAGAAGCAGUAUUACAAAUGGAUUUUAACAAGGAAUUACAAAGCCCUGUCCAAGGGAACACGUGGCAGUACUUCCGGCUUCCUGAACAUCGUGAUGGAGCUGAAGAAAUGUUGCAAUCACUGUUACCUGAUCAAACCUCCAGAAGAGAACGAGAGGGAAAACAAUCAGGAGAGGCUGCAGUCUUUAAUCAGGAGCAGUGGAAAACUCAUUCUUCUGGACAAACUGCUCAGCAGGCUCCGCGAGAGGGGCAACCGAGUACUCAUUUUCUCCCAGAUGGUGAGAAUGUUGGACAUCUUGGCGGAGUAUCUGACCAUCAAGCACUACCCUUUCCAGCGCCUGGACGGUUCCAUCAAAGGAGAAAUCCGAAAACAGGCCCUGGAUCAUUUCAACGCUGAAGGCUCAGAGGACUUCAUCUUUCUGCUCUCCACGCGAGCCGGCGGCCUGGGGAUCAACUUGGCAUCGGCUGACACGGUGGUGAUCUUUGAUUCGGAUUGGAACCCCCAGAAUGACCUGCAGGCCCAGGCUCGGGCUCACCGGAUUGGGCAAAAGAAACAAGUAAAUAUCUAUCGCUUGGUUACAAAGGGAACAGUGGAAGAAGAGAUUAUAGAAAGAGCGAAGAAGAAGAUGGUGCUGGACCAUCUCGUGAUACAACGGAUGGAUACCACCGGACGGACGGUUUUGGACAAUAGCUCGGACAGAUCCAAUACAAACCCAUUCAACAAGGAGGAACUGACAGCCAUCCUGAAGUUUGGAGCUGAAGACCUUUUUAAAGAAGCAGAAGGAGAAGAAUCUGAACCACAGGAAAUGGACAUUGAGGAAAUCUUACGCCUGGCUGAGACACGAGAGAACGAACCAUCCACAAGUGCAACCGACGAACUGCUUUCCCAGUUUAAGGUAGCAAACUUCGCCACAAUGGAGGAGGAAGAAGCCGAGGUGGAAGAAAUAUCUCAAAAGGAUUGGGAAAACAUCAUUCCUGAGGAACAGAGGAAGAAAGUGGAAGAGGAGGAGCGACAAAAGGAACUAGAUGAGAUAUACAUGCUGCCCAGAAUUCGCAGCUCAGCCAAAAAGGCUCAACCCAAUGACAGUGAUUCAGAUGUUGACCUAAAGAGAAAGCUACAGAGAUCGUCUGGCUCAGAGACCGAGACGGAAGAAUCAGAUGAUGACAAAAGGCCCAAACGCAGAGGAAGACCUCGCAGUGCUCAGAAGGACACGGUGGAAGGAUUUACAGACACCGAAAUCAGAAGAUUUAUCAAGGCUUACAAGAAGUUUGGUGUUCCUUUGGAGCGACUGGAAUGCAUUGCUCGGGAUGCCGAACUUGUGGACAAAUCUGUAGCUGAUCUGAAACGUUUGGGGGAACUUCUCCAUAACAGUUGUGCAUCAGCCAUGCAGGAGUACGAGGAGCAUCUGAAGGAGAACCCAACUGAAAACAAAGGACCAGGGAAAAGAAAGGGACCCACAAUUAAGAUCUCUGGAGUCCAGGUGAAUGUCAAAGCCAUUAUUCAGCAUGAGCAGGAGUUUGUGAUGCUCCAUCAGAUCAUUCCAUCUGACCCAGUGGAGAGGGCAAGGUUCCAUCUGAACUGCCGUGUCAAAUCUGCCCAUUUCGAUACAGACUGGGGAGUGGAAGAGGACUCUUGCUUGCUGCGGGGAAUUUACGAGCACGGAUGUGGGAACUGGGAGCUCAUCAAAUCAGAUCCAGAACUGAACCUGACCGACAAGAUUUUACCAGUUGAGACCGAUAAAAAGCCACAGGGGAAGCAGCUCCAGGCACGAGUAGAUUAUCUGCUGAAACUUAUCAAAAGAGACCAGAAAAGGAAGGAAAGUGUGACAAACACAGAGGAGGCCGAAGCCAAAGUAGCGAAGCCUCGAAUCCGGAAGGAAAACAAGCCCCCCAAAAUCAAGGAGGAGCCAGGAAACGAGGUUUCUUCUGCACAGCCUGCAGACAACCUGUCAGUAGAAGGACAGAAGAAGGAGGACGGGGUGAAUAAGAAUACCCUGAAAAAGAAGUUGAAGAAAGAGAACAAGGAUAAGCAGCCAGCCAAAAGCCAAGAAAAGGAAGGGGAAAAGGAAAGGAAGAAAGAAAAGGAUAAAAAGCAACAGGAUAAAAAAGAACAGCCAAAAGGCAACGAGGCCAAAUCUGGCCACAAAGGGAAGAAGACGCUGACUCAGGGUCCCGUCCACAUCACGGCAGGAAGUGAGCCUAUCCCCAUUGAUGAAGAGGAAGAGGAUGACUUAGACCAUGCAACCUUCACCAUUUGCAAAGAGCAGAUGAGGCCAGUCAAGAAGGCCCUGAAGCAGUUGGAUAAGCCAGAAAAAGGACUUUCAGAACAAGAGCAGCUGGAGCAAACUCGGAGUUGCCUGCUCAAGAUAGGAGACCAUAUUGCUGAAUGUUUGAAACCCCACAUUGAACAGGAAGUUCUUAAUGUAUGGAGAAGGAAUCUCUGGGUGUUUGUAUCGAAGUUUACUGAAUUUAACGCCAAAAAAUUGCAUAAGAUAUACAAGAUGGCUAGUAAAAAACGAGCCCGGGAACUGGCGGAACAGAAGAAGAAGGAAGAGGCAACGAGCGGCAAGCGGCCCCUUCGUCCAGAAGCUCCUGGGCCCAGUCGAGAUACUCAGAUGACUUCUGUCCCCCAUAGCCCUCAUGCUCAAAGGCUGCAGCAGCCACCUCCUCACCCUCCCCAGAUGCAUGGACAUCCACGGGAGAACUACAAGCAGUCAAGUAGAAGGCAUUUCAGCAACACAGAACGGAGCGAGUGGCAGAGGGACCGCAAAUUUAAUUACAGUGGCAAUGCCGUUCAAAGUUGGAGCAGAAACCGUUACUACCCAUAUGAGCAGCCCUGGUACAAGGAGCGCCACUAUGCGGAUCGCCAGGUGCGCGCAGAACAGUAUCGGAGCUCAGCAAACUACCGGCCAAGCAACGUCUCUCGUAAACGCCCGUAUGAGCAGUACAACAGUGAACGAGAUUAUCGGGACCAGCGUGAAUACAGAUACUACCAUGAUGCCAAGAGACGAAGAAUCGAUGAAUUCCGGUCCCAGAAUUACCAACAAGAUUUCCGGAGGAUGUCUGACCACAGACCCCCUUUGGGUUAUCAUGGGCAAGGGCCUUCAGACCAUUACAGGCCUUUCCACCCAGACAAAUCUGCUGAUUACAAGCAACUCCUUCCCCCUCCUCACUCCCAGAUCCCUGAUCCUCGCUCUCCAGCUUCUCAGAAAUCUCCACUUGGUGUCAAGUCUCCCAUCCAGCACCGAUCACCUCUGGAUAGGCCGUUAGAGCAGAAGAACAAUCCAGAGUAUAACUGGAGUGGCUGGAAAACCUAGAGGCCCAGAAGCAGAGGCCAAUGGAAAGUGCUAGUCCGGCCCACAGAAACAACAGUUACUGGGCCAUCCAUGCUGGAACCAGAAAGCCUGAAUAUCGUGCUGUAGAGCUUUGGGCUGUAAGAAUUGGUGGUGGGUCAGAAGAACAGGACCCACCAAGGGCCUGUAUUUUAGCCCCAAAUUUGCCUCCCGUCAGUACACUGGCUGAACGUUGGGAGUGGUCUUCACUGGCACCAAGGGACCCGUAGAGAACAAGGUCAAGUCUUCCCCCUAGGUUUUGGAAUGAAGAUUUAGUGUUUGUGUCUGCAAUGCCAACUUGAGUUCUGCACAUUUCACAAAAUGGACAGAUGGCUGCGUAGGAUACAGACAGAGAUGAAAGUGAACACCCCUUUGGAGUUGACGUUCAAUUUGCUGCUGGGGGGGAAUGAUAGAGAAGACCUCAGUAACUACAGUAGUAGAAUAAAAAUUUGGCGUUGGGGAGGGCAGGAGCGAGACUGAAUUAGAGAACAGUGAAGCCAACCUUUGGUGAGAAUGCUUGGAAAUCUUGUCGAAGAGAAGAGACUUGGAAGUUUGUGGACUUAAGGUUGCCAGAAUACCAGAAAACGAAACAAAAGAAGGGAGGGUUUGUGAUCUCAUCCUUCCUUUUCUCCUCUCCAUGCUUUUCUUUACCUUAGCAACGUUGGGACUUCAAGCAGCGCUAUGUGGACAGAGAACACUUUUUAAAUAAAGGCAGAAUUUUCAUUUCCAUGGUUGUGAAGGAGAGGACAGUAUGUCCACGGCACUGGGGGACUUCAAUAUUCAGAAAUUGACUGUGGAGCUCCUGUUUUUUCCUCUUCUUCUCCUCAUGAUCCAUGGGAACACCAGGGAUGCGGCUUGGAGAAAGGAGCUGAGGGAGGGGUCCAGUUCAGGCAGUAUUUCUUGAACAUCCCAAGAUGGUCAAUUUAGCACUUUUAGUUAGGAAGGUUCAAAAACCCCAAUGGCUGCCAUCCACAGAAAGGAGACACCAACGAACUAAGCAAGAUGAAGGAAGCCUGUCAUGGAGUGAAGGAUAACAUGGAGUUUUGACCCACAUUUUUAUACAAAGGUGGCAAAGAUCUGAGUCAUAGUUAUACUUUGAUGAUCUUUCUCAGCAGCAUCUUCUAAAAAAAAAAAACCAAAAAAAACCCCACCCCAACUCUGACGGAUAUAUUCCCCACACUGAAAUGUGUACAUGUGUUCAUGUGUGGGCACUUGGCCCCGAAUCUAUUUGUUUGGGUUAAAUUAUUGCUUUUUAAAAAUGCAAUGGCCAAAAAUACAUGCUGAAAAGUUCUGUGAGUAGCAUCCCCGGUUUAUCACCUCUCGAGUGAAUUUUGUGCCCCCAGCAACAAUUCUGAGCCAUAAUUUUUGAUAAAAAGAGUUCCACUGCCAAGUCAGUUCCUUAAGUGUUAAAAGGUAACUAGUGACAUAAGAAGGAAAUAAUCAGACUGUUUUUCUAGGUUUCUAGAGGGGCCUGUUCUAUGUUUACAUAACUGUGUCCAUCCACGAAUGUGUCAUACACUCUUCUUUUUUUCUCUCCCACCUGCUAAACUAUGAUUGUAGAAAAGACACUAUGGAGUUUAAGGUCCUAUUAUGAUUACAUGGUUUGAAUUGAGGUUGACGAAUUGAAUUCCAGAUUUGUUCAACAGAAAAUGGAAGCUAAGAAUUUUAUCUUCUUAAUUAGAACAAAUCUUUCAUACCUUAGCUAUGAUGGCUUCCUGUUACUUAAUUAGAAUAGUUAUUAUUUCAUACUUAAGUUCUGAUAGUUCCUUAAUUGUUACUUAAUUAGAAUAGAAUUAAUUAGAAUAGAUACUAUUUCACUCCCAAAUUCUAGUGUUUCUGUAAGGGUAACAUAUAUUUGGGGCCCAUAGUUUUUCACACUUAAGUUCUGAUAGGUUCCUUAAUUGUUACUUAAUUAGAAUAGAAUUAAUUAGAAUAGUUACUAUUUCUCCCCUAAUUUCUGACAUGUCCCUCUAAGAGCAAAAUAUAGUUGGACUGAUGAUUUUCAAGUCGGAGACUUUCACUUUUAAUUUCUGACAUGUUGCUUAAUUGCUACUUAAUUAGACUAGUUGCUAUUUUGUCCCUAAGAAGUUUUUACUCUCAACUUCUGAUAUGUUCCUUCAUUAGAAUACAAUUAAUUAGUUACUAUUUCAGUCCUAAUUUCUGACAUGGGCAAUUAUAUACUUGGACCGAUAGUUUUCAGGUGGGACACUUUCACUUUUAAUUUCUGAUACGUUGCUUAAUUGCUACUUUAUUAGAAUAGUUGCUAUUUCACCCCUAAGUUCUGAUAUGUUCCUGAUUGUUGCUUAAUUAGAAUUGUUACUGUUUCACUCCUAAGUUUUGACUUGUUCCCAUAAGGGUGAAAUACAUUUGGGGCCGAUAGUUUUAGGUGGGGUAUCGUUACAACGAAAUUGUAAGCAUAAUAAAUCCCGAAUGUUUGUAUGUUCUGUUCUUGACCGGGUUGGGAAUUACAAAAUGUUAGUGGGAGGGUGGCCUAUGAAAUCUGGGUUUGUGCCUGAUUUGAUGCAUUUAUGAAGUUUUAUUGGAGAAUUGAAGGAGAAGAUUCUGCUGCUGUUGGAUUUCUACCAGUGGUCCAGCUAUGAUAACCCUAUUGUUGCGUUUCCCCCCAAAGAUCUGGAGCAGAAGAGCUCUGGUGCAUAAAGUCAUGGACUUAAAGGGAAAUGAAAUCCCUAUGACUAAAUACAGUAAUUAAUAUUAAUUUAUAUUUGUGACAAAGGACUUUGCCACUGUCUAAGUGAUUUCCGAUGUAAAUAUGUUGUUUAUAAAGUAUGUAUUAAAUUUUUUCUAUUGUUAAGCUCCUGUACUUUGGAUUCUUGUACAUUAAAAGGUCAGGAAGUUUUUCAUAAAUUGGAA
Molecule: messenger RNA, 8638 nt
Organism: Crotalus tigris (Tiger rattlesnake)
Lineage: Eukaryota; Metazoa; Chordata; Lepidosauria; Squamata; Viperidae
Gene: CHD2
Product: chromodomain helicase DNA binding protein 2
Exons: 39
Coding region: 143-5752 (1869 amino acids)
Biological process (GO): nucleosome organization; regulation of transcription by RNA polymerase II
Cellular component (GO): chromatin; nucleus
Molecular function (GO): DNA binding; chromatin binding; ATP-dependent chromatin remodeler activity
Source: RefSeq, a predicted model, not a curated record